AUAAUUAUUAUCGCUUUUGGGACAGGCCGGAAGGAAGCGUAAAGGGUAGGGCGGUGGUUGGUGACAGCAGCAGGCCUCCUUCCUCCUCGCUCGCGGCGCCUCCGCCUAUACCUGUUGCGGCAGGCAACAAGGCAGGCAGGCAGGCAGCAGCGGAGCGCCUUGGUGAUCUACGAAGAGGAUGAAUUCCAGGAUCUCCCUCCUCUGCGCCCUCGUCCUCGCCUCCUCCCUCCUGCACUGCGCCAGAUCCGACGGCAAUGACGCGCAGCUCCUCAAGGGCAUCAACAGCUACAGGUCCUCGCUCAAGGUCCCGGCGCUGUCCGAGAACAAGAACGCGGCGUGCCUGGCCGAGCAGCUCGCGAGGCAGUUCAAGGGGCAGGAGUGCACCAACACGACGGGCGCCAACACCGUCAUCGGCACCGAGCAGCAGUUCCCGGACUACCCCAGGUACCUGGACCGCUGCCACCUCAACGCGUCGGUGACCGAGGACGGCCAGGUGAUGCCGGCGUGCGUGCCGGGCCUCGCCCCCGCCGUCGUCCUCGCCAACUACACCAAGUCGCAGUACAACCGGUUCCUCAACGACAGCCAGUUCUCCGGCGCCGGGAUCGCGAGCGAGGGCGACUGGGUCGUGGUCGUGCUCAGCACCAGCACGGGAUCCGGCGACUACUCGCCGGCUCCGCCGGGCUCCAACUGGGCGGUCUCGGCGGCUCGGCCGUUCGGCUUCGGCCAGCUGGUCCUUUUGUUGGUGGGGUUUGUAGUUUUGCUGGUGAAGUGAGUGUUUAGUACGCAUGCACCAACAUCUUCGUGGCUUAUGUUGUCACGUUCAGGUCUCGUUGGCUUUAUUAAGCUUUUUUCACUUGAAAAGAUUGAUUAC
Molecule: messenger RNA, 871 nt
Organism: Zea mays
Lineage: Eukaryota; Viridiplantae; Streptophyta; Magnoliopsida; Poales; Poaceae
Source: RefSeq, marked validated